Hyla sarda is the source of this 3653-nucleotide messenger RNA. RefSeq names its product serine incorporator 4 (gene SERINC4). NCBI's taxonomy places the organism in Eukaryota, Metazoa, Chordata, Amphibia, Anura, Hylidae. The coding region runs from base 799 to 2328 and encodes 509 amino acids. The transcript has 14 exons. Gene Ontology annotation, cellular component: membrane. The record is from RefSeq and is a predicted model, not a curated record.
GAGGCUAUUGUCGCCAUAUUGAAGACUGGAUUAUGGUUAUCGUUCAGCUAAACUCCCAGCGUCACUUUAUUACAAUGGCGAUACUUCUAUCAAUGAUAGAAAUCAUGGCUUAUAAAAAAAGACCACUAGAUGUCCCCAUACUACCUAGAACAUAAUCCUGUCCAGCAUCAUCUUUGUCCAAGAUGAAGCCCAAGCUGAGACAAAUGCCAAUAAGUCAGGGAAGGAGUAGCACUCUCCUGUGCUCACUCCUGUCCUUUCAAACUGCAGCAUGAAAACAGAGAGGAGGGGGUUACAGAGCAGCCUGCAGUAAUUGGAUGAAGAGACUCAGCACUCAUGAAGAAAGAUGAGUGGGGACACACCCCUCCAAGCAUUCCCUAUAGCGUGAUAAAUCGUCAACAUGGCUCUUCAGGACGGCAAAAGUAAAUCAUCAUAUCAAUGAAGAAACAACAGGCAUCAAGCUGUAAGCGAUACGUACUUAGGCAUUUAUCAUUACGUGUUAUCCUGACACGAUGACAACUGAGCUGACUUUUUAAUGGAAUCUACACACCAAGAAAUGUCACCACGAAAAAAGGGAAACAACACAACCUCAUUUUCAUGGACAUCUACAAUCGAUAAUCACUAAAUACCCUUUCAGUAUAAGAAGAUCUGGGCUACUUACUAAGCUAGAAGAAAAAACUUCAGUCCUAUUUUUUAGGAUAUUUUAAACUAAUGAAACUAAACUGUCACAAAGUGGAAAAUGCUAUUCCCUGAGGUGAAGAUCUUUAGAUUGUAGAGACCAGACACCAGUCAGUAUCAAGUAUGAGGCUGAUGGAUGAAAUGGCUGUCCGGAAGGCCCUGAGGAGGAACAAACUAUGCAAGGAUUUCAUCAAUUCUGUCUCCUACCAGAUAUGUUGCUGCUGUGGGCCCUCUCCGUGCUCUCUGUGUUGUGCAUGCUUUCCAAGCAUCAAGGUGUCUACUGGUACCAGACUGCUGUACACAUUCUUCCAUAUUUUUGCCUCCACCAUCUGUUGCCUCAUGCUUUCCAGAAAGGUGUCAGAAGCUGUCAAGGAACAUGUGCCUUGGAUUUCUCUUCUGUGCAACCAUUUGCCUGGCGGUAAUGACUGUGAAAUUCUUGUUGGGUAUACAGCGGUUUACCGAGUCUGCUUUGGCACUGCAUCUUUCUAUUUCAUCCAGUCAGUAUUCCUUAUCAAUGUGAAGUCUACACAGGAGUUCAGAGCCAUGGUCCACAAUGGGUUUUGGUGUCUGAAGUUUCUGAUUCUGAAUGGCAUGUGUGCCGCGGCAUUCUUUAUCCCCAGCGAUUCUUUUAUAAAAGUAUGGCAUUAUGUUGGCGUGUGUGGUGGGUUCUCUUUUGUUCUCAUCCAGCUGGUACUGAUAACAGCAUUUGCUCACACCUGGAACAAAAAUUGGCUCACCGGUGCAUCUAAAGACAAACGCUGGUAUUUUGCCGUUCUGGUUACCACAUUGCUCUUCUAUUCCAUUGCCUCACUGGCCUUCUAUUUCCUGUACACAUACUUCACCCAUCCAGCUGGCUGUAUCCUGAACAAAGGACUGAUAAGCAUUAACAUCAUCUUGUGUAUAAUCAUGUCCUUCAUUUCCAUCACCCCAUGUGUACAACUCAAGCAGCCCCGAUCUGGAUUGCUACAAGCCUCCAUUAUUAGCUGCUAUGUCACAUACCUUACAUUUUCAGCCCUGUCCAGUCGGCCUCCAGAAAGAGUUCAGUACAGGGGACAGAAUAUCACAGUGUGUUUUCCAAGCAUCAGCAGAGAUGGGCUACAGUCAGAAGAUACAUCUAUUGCUGUUAUUGGAGCCUGCAUUAUGUACAUCUGCAUCUUGUUUGCCUGCAAUGAAGCUUCCUACUUAGCGGAGAUGUUUGGUCCAUUGUGGAUGAUUAAGGUCUACACCUAUGAGUUCCAGAAAGCAUCCUGCUGUUUCUGCUGUCCAGAAGAAGACGAUGAAGGAGGUGAAAAGAACCACGAGGAGGAUGUGAACACUGGAGGUGGACAGAUGGUCAUACACGAUGAGCAUGAGCGAGUGAUCUAUAGCUACUCCUUCUUCCACUUUGUAUUUGUGCUCGCCUCUCUCUAUGUGAUGAUGACGCUGACCAACUGGUUCAGCUAUGAAAACUCUUCCUUGGAGACCAUAUUUACCCAUGGAAGUUGGCCUACAUUUUGGAUCAAGGUAGCAUCCUGUUGGACAUGCGUUUUGCUUUAUUUGUGGAUACUUCUAGCACCAACUUGCUUUCCUGGGAAUGGACAUAACCAAAAGAGCGGCCCCCCACAACAUGUACUGAGACGAAGACAGUUCCGCAGAGUCACAGUGUCUAAGUGAAGUGUCCUAAUCCCCUCAUCUAAUUUAAAGACAUUGUGAUGGGAUUUACAAUGGGCAUGUGGGGUCAACGAUUAAAGAAAAUGUGGGGAUUAACAUCAAGGAAUAUAUAUCCAACGUGAUUGGAUUGUUCUUACUUUUAUUACUAGGUAAAAAGGCUGGAGAACUUUUAAGCAUUAUGGUCUGUCUUUGGUGGCAUUGGGGUGGAACAAGUCAUUCCAAGCAGAUGAUUCCUUUCCUAGGGGUCAUGGUGACAAUCACACAGACUUUUUAAUAUAAUGUCAAACGUUCUGUUGGAUAUAACUUUUCUCGGUUCACUAUUGAGACACUGAUAUUGGGACUUCACUAGUUGUUCAAGUUUACAUCUCAACUAAAAGGAGGACGUGUUAUUUUUUCUAUCUCCAAGUACAUUUGAGCUAUAAGUUACACAGCAGAGCUAGCUAACCAUAUUACAAUCCAUGUAGUCAUACAGUAGGUUCUGAUGUAUUGAGUGUAAGAGUAGUGCAUUUUAGGCCCCUCCAAAGCUCAAUAGGUUAAGCAUCACUAUAGAAAAUCUCCACGGAACUGACAUUCGUGCGCUGACCCUUGCAUAAAGUACUCAAUGUCCCUGAAGUGAAUAAAAAUAGCUUAAUAUGCUUUGUAUGUGUAAAACUGUACAGUAUGCACGUUCUGAGUCUCAGUAAAUGGCCAUAAGCUUUUAGCUAAAUUAGUGAUUCCAAAGAUUUGUCCUUUUUUUCUGUCCCAAAUGCCAAACGUGUUUUACAAAGAAGGUAUCCUGAGACCAAGUAAUGUAGAAGUGACGCCUACCAACAACACAAUAGGUCUUGCGUACAAGCUGUGCAGCCCGCAUACCUUUGCUCUCAUCUAUACAUAAUGGGAUUACUGCGCCAAAGCUACCUGACGUGUCCAAUGAAAGCUCCAAGCUAAAAUCCUGAAGGGAAUUACCUUGAAAAGGUCAGAAAGGAUCUGCACUGCAGUAACCGUAGAGCAGUUGUCCUUUGUAUAGCAGAAGGGUCAAUGUCCAUUAUUUAUAGUCACAGUGACUGGAUGAAAUACAAUGACUGUUUACAAAGUGUCAUGACAACACUGUUUUCAGGCUCUGGUGGACAGAUAUAUUGGGAAAAGGGAAUUUCCUUUUGCUUUAUUGUUUGGUUGCUUAGGUCUCAGUUAGUAUACAGAGUAUACAGAGAACAAGCUUUAUGAUGGUGAAAGCCACUCCCUAUUUUUAUACAGUAUGACUGAGAACGAUCAGCAAAAAACUUAGCGUCACCUUCACAACAAGUUGCUAUUUAUGGGUGAAGUUACUAGAGAUGAGCAAACUUACAGUA